AUGGAUGAUUCGACGAAAUCUCGCUUAAAGGCGAUUCCGUUGUGUAAAACCAAAGCUGGUCCACGGGACGGAGACUUGUGGAUUGAGCGGUUGAAGGAGGAAUACCAAGCUAUCAUCAAGUUUGUUCAAAACAACAAGGAAACGGACUCGGAUUGGUUUCGCCUUGAGUCGAAUGCCGAUGGAACGAAAUGGUUUGGGAAAUGUUGGCAUUACCACAACAUGAUCAAAUACGAGUUUGACGUUGAAUUUGACAUUCCAGUAACUUAUCCUGUAACAGCACCAGAGAUAGCAUUGCCUGAACUUGAUGGAAAAACAGCCAAGAUGUACCGAGGUGGAAAGAUUUGCUUAUCAGACCAUUUCAAACCGUUAUGGGCUAGAAACGUACCCAAAUUUGGAAUCGCUCAUGCAUUUUCUCUCGGACUGGGUCCAUGGUUGGCGGUCGAAAUACCUGAUUUGGUGGAAAAAGGACUUAUCACAGCUAAUUCCUAG
This is a messenger RNA of Haemonchus placei, 489 nucleotides long. The record is from the annotation of a GenBank genome assembly. NCBI's taxonomy places the organism in Eukaryota, Metazoa, Nematoda, Chromadorea, Rhabditida, Trichostrongylidae.